AUAGUAAAAAGAAAAAUAUUCAAUAUUAAAAAGUUGAAAUAUUUGGUCAGAAUGAAUACAAUUCGAAUCCGAUUGUGGAUCCAAAUAAUUAAUUUUGGAGGGAAAGUAAAAAAAGUUAACCCCAAAAAUCACCCGCUAAAAAUAGCUGAACGAACAAUGGAGCAAAGCUUACCUCCAAAAAAUUUGAAAUGCUCCCGCGUACUCUUUCUCCCUCCUUCGUUUUUUCUAUUCCCUCUUUCACACUAUUCAACACACCGUCUCUCCCAUUUUUUCACUCUAUCCCAAUCUCGCAUCUGCAUUUUAUUCUCCGGCGGCCGAUGGGAAAACAGGUGGAAAAGGGGAAAAUGGUUAAGCAAAGCAGAUCGAAGAAACAGGAAUUCGUGGGCAAUGGUAAGGUAACCCCUGUUCAGAUUGCCUUCAUCGUCGAUCGUUACCUUUCCGACAACCGUUACGCCCAAACGCGCACCGCUUUCCGCUCCGAAGCGUCAGAUCUCAUUUCCAAAUCGCCCGUUCAGGAGGCUCCGAAGAGUUUGUUGAGUUUGGGGGCGAUUUUGGAAGAGUACAUCACGCUGAAAGAGACGAAGGUGUGGGUUGACCAGGAACGGUGUCGUUUGGAACAGGAAAACCUCCGGGUGCAGAAUUUGCUUAGCGGCAUGCAGGGUGUCAUGAACGCUUAUAACUCCGGCGGCCCUCCCCUGCCGCUGCCUCCGCCGCCUGUUGGAUCUGUGCCUAUGUCUUCCCAGGCUGAAGCUACAGUUGCAGGGCUCGCAGGCUACAAUCCCAUGUACAACACUCCAGCUAUGAUGUCUACAUCCAGGCCCUCCAAUAAUCGAAAACAUCCUGUUGAUUUCUCGACGCCUGUUAUGUAUCAUAACACAACAAAGAGAAAACAAUCCAAGUGUGUCUCGGAUGGUCCCGCCCCUUCCAAGAAAUCUCGCAGAAGCACGCAAUCCAAAGAUGUUAACUCAGAAGAAAAUCAACAAAAAUCCCUGAUAACUUCUGCGGCUCAGUCGUCUGCUUGUGAUAAUGCUCGAAGCACUUCGCCAGUACAAGGAUGUAACAAUGUGGCUAAGUGUCUGUUCAAUCAAGAAACUCCAUCUCCUCCAUCUAAUUCGUCUUUCCCCAAAACACCCCCACGAGCAUCUUCUUCUCAAGCUGAAAAGUCAACUUCCCCGUUAGAAAAUCAUUCAACUGCUACUUCCAGUAAAGAAACCACUCAAACAAUUACGUCUUCUAACCGCACAAUAAUCUCUUCGGAGACUAUUCGUGUUAGCCCCAACAAGCAAAUAUCUUAUUACUCGAUAGAGAAGAACCAUACCUUAACUUGCUCGCCGCUAAAGACAAACUCGAAGAGGUCUAAUGUGAAGGAACACGUUAAGGGAAGGCUCGAUUUUGGCACUUGUGAAAUGCCGGUGAUUCCAGAGAACCAAACGCCGGAGGGUAAUAACUCUACAUCUGAAUCGGAAAAAGAAGGGGAUAUUCUUGGUUUGGAUUUUCCUAAUUUGGAUGCUUUGGGUGUGGAUUUCAACCUUUCGGAGUUUCUAUACAACUUUGAUUUAGGAAGUGAUGGACUCGAUUUAUCUUCUAACGAAACACUUGAUGAUUCUUCUCCAGAUUCUCAUUCAGGGUCACCACUUACUUCGGAAAACGUUGAAACGGGUACUGGACAAGUUACAUCAGAGUAUACAUCCACCAUUUCAGAAUAUCGUAGUGAGAAAGACACGAGUUUUGUCGGAACAGAUACUGUUGCAGCUAUGCGAUCCGUCACAAAACGUAUUAGAAUUGUCAGUCCUGUUAAAAACACGAGGCAAUUCGGGUCUGGAGAACCCGUCCAAUAGAAAUUAACUGAAGGAAACUAUUGUCUUAACCUGACAUUCUUACUUAGUAUUUGAUUAUACUUACAUUC
Molecule: messenger RNA, 1906 nt
Organism: Erythranthe guttata (spotted monkey flower)
Lineage: Eukaryota; Viridiplantae; Streptophyta; Magnoliopsida; Lamiales; Phrymaceae
Source: RefSeq, a predicted model, not a curated record